AUGGCGUCUUUAUUUGAUUUAUCUGAGGGAAACUUCAUUGUGAAAGGUGUUCCAUUGUUCCGUGAUGUUCCACAAAAUAUUUCUUUUAGUCCUUUUUCUUCAAUAUGCAAACCCUCUGAACCAAAUGUCCCACCUUCACUUCUUCAAAGAGUUUUUUCUCUUUCUCACAAAGGUGGUUUCUUUGGAUUCUCCAAUGAAAUCCCUUCUGAUAGGUUGAUGAAUUCAUUGGGUAGUUUUACUGGAAAAAACUUUCUAAGUGUCUUCAGGUUCAAAACAUGGUGGUCAAGUCAAUGGGUGGGAAAUUCUGGUUCCGAUUUGCAAAUGGAAACUCAAUGGCUUCUCAUUGAAAUUCCUAAAAUCAAAUCUUAUGUUGUAAUCAUUCCUAUCAUUGAAAAAUCUUUUAGGUCUGCACUUCAUCCCGGUUCUGAUGGUCAUGUCAUGAUUUGUGCUGAAAGUGGUUCAACAAAAGUGAAAGCAUUGAAUUUCAAUGCUAUUGCUUAUGUUCAUUUGAGUGAAAAUCCUUAUAAUUUGAUGAAAGAAGCUUAUAGUGCUAUAAGGGUUCAUCUAAACACUUUUAAGCUUUUAGAAGAAAAAGUGCUUCCAAAUAUAGUUGAUAAAUUUGGUUGGUGCACAUGGGAUGCUUUCUACUUAACUGUGGAUCCUAGUGGUAUUUAUCAUGGUCUUGAUGAUUUUUCGAAAGCUGGUAUCGAGCCGAGGUUCGUCAUUAUUGAUGAUGGAUGGCAAAGUAUUAGUUUGGAUGGGUGUGAUCCCAAAGAGAAUGCUAAGAAUCUUAUUCUUGGUGGCGAACAAAUGGGUGGAAGACUUAAUAGGCUCAACGAAGGUGACAAGUUCAAGAAAUAUGAAAGUGGGUUAUUAUUAAACCCUAAUUCACCUCCUUUUAAUGCUAAGAGAAUCAAGGACUUGAUUUCAAAGGGAAAUCAACAUAAGCUUUUGAGGAAACAAAGAGAUGAAGCUGUCUUAUCAAAGAGUUCUGAUUUGGCUGAAAUUGAUUCAAAUAUCAAGAAAUUAAAGGAAGAAAUUGACGUUCUCUUUGGUGUAGAAGAAUGUAACAAUGUUCCAAAAAGUGAAUGUAGAACUUUGAAUGGAAUGAAGGCUUUGACAAGGGAUUUGAGGAUAAAGUUCAAAGGUUUGGAUGAUGUUUAUGUUUGGCAUGCACUUGUUGGUGCCUGGGGUGGUGUGAGACCAGAAACUACACACCUUAAAUCCAAGAUUGUUCCUUGCAAACUUUCACCCGGACUUGAUGGGACAAUGCUUGAUCUUGCUGUUGUUAAAAUUGUUGAAGGUUCAAUUGGGCUAGUUCAUCCUGAUCAAGCCACUGAUUUUUAUGAUUCCAUGCACUCUAAUCUUGCUCAUUCGGGUAUCACAGGGGUCAAAGUUGAUGUCAUUCAUUCUCUUGAAUAUGUGUGUGAAGAAUAUGGAGGCAGAGUCGACCUUGCCAAAGCUUAUUAUGAAGGUUUGACAAAAUCCAUUGUCAAGAAUUUUAAUGGAAAUGGAAUCAUGGCUAGCAUGCAACAAUGUAAUGACUUUUUCUUCCUUGGAACAAAGCAAGUUGCCAUGGGAAGAGCUGGGGAUGAUUUUUGGGUCAAAGGUCCUGAAGGUGACCCAACAGGAGAAUAUUGGCUACAAGGGUUACACAUGAUUCAUUGUUCUUAUAAUAGCUUAUGGAUGGGACAAAUUAUUCAACCUGAUUGGGACAUGUUCCAAUCAAAUCAUGUUUGUGGAAAAUUUCAUGCUGGUUCAAGAGCUAUUUGUGGUGGUCCUAUUUACUUGAGUGAUCAUGUUGGAUUUCAUGACUUUGAUUUGAUUAAGAAACUUGUGUUCCCUGAUGGCACAAUUCCCAAAUGCGUACAAUUUCCCUUCCCAACUAGAGAUUGUCUUUUCAAAAACCCUUUAUUUGACCAUACAACUGUCCUCAAAAUUUGGAACUUCAACAAGAAUGGAGGAGUGAUUGGUGCUUUCAACUGUCAAGGAGCAGGUUGGGACACAAAACUGCACAAAUUUAGGGGCUUUCCUGAAUGCUACAAAACCAUGACUGGUUCUGUUCAUGUAACUGAUAUUGAAUGGGAUCAAAACAAAGAAGCAACCGAUUUUGGUAAGGCUGAAGAGUAUGUAGUCUACUCCAAUCAAGGUGAAAAACUUUGUUUGAUGACUCCAAAAUCUGACCCAAUCAAAUUCAUCAUUCAACCAUCCACUUUUGAGAUAUACAAUUUUGUACCAAUCACAAAGCUUGGUGGCAACAUCAAAUUUGCUUCAAUUGGACUGACAAACAUGUUCAAUAGUGGUGGAACAAUUCUGAAUAUGGAAUAUACUGAAAGGUGUGCUAAGAUUAGGGUUAAAGGUGGUGGAAACUUUCUUGCUUAUUCAAGUGAAUCUCCAAAGAAAUUUGAAUUGAAUGGUUCUAAAGUGGCUUUUGAGUGGUUUAGUGAUGGAAAAUUGUUCAUCAAUCUUUCUUGGAUUGAAGAGGCUGGUGGAAUUUCUGAUUUGAUAAUUUUCUUUUAG
This is a messenger RNA of Vicia faba (fava bean), 2520 nucleotides long. Lineage: Eukaryota; Viridiplantae; Streptophyta; Magnoliopsida; Fabales; Fabaceae. The record is from the annotation of a GenBank genome assembly.